AUGGAAAGUCAAUCGUCGUCCGUUACACCUGUUGCUGUUGAAUCGCAAGGUGGUGAAAGUCGUGAUGCUUCACCAUCAUCAACAAUAAAUUAUGCUGCUGCUACGACGGCUGGGAAUCUUGAUCAACAUGCCCGCCGUCCAUAUCCACCAUUAAACCGAGUCGGUCCGGUUGCUGCACAUGACCGUCCGUUUCUCAAAUAUGGCGAUCAAGAUAAAGUCUCGAUUGCUCGAGACAACAAUUUUGAUUUGGCGGGAAAAGAGACUGCGUCUCGGCGAAAAGCAAAUAAGACCCGCAUGCAUGUCUCAGCAUUUGCCAUCACAUGUUGGACAAAUGUUUCAAAAGAAAAAAUUCUUGAUGAUAUUCGUGGUUAUUUCGAGGCGGGUGUGGUUCGAUACGUUUGUGUAGCGAGAGAGGUUGCUGGCGCCCAAUCUAAGCCACAUUUACAUGUGCAAAUCAUCUGCACAAGGCCAGUCAAUAUUAAAUGUUGGUUUCUCGAUAAAUACACAGACGGGGAUUACGUGGAAUUUGGUGAUUUCCGUGAUCCAGGAGACUCGUCUCAACCAUUAUGGCCUGGAACGCCAAUUAAUCCAUCAAUUGGCAAUGCCACAACAUCAGGCAAACCAAUGACCGUCCGGGCCCAGGCCGAGGAGUGUCGUAAACGUAAAAAUGAAAUUGCUGACACGGCACUCACCAUCGCCGAGACGAGUGUUCCGAAAGCAAUGAAAUACGUGCGAAAGAAAUUGCCAUAUGUGUUUAUGGAUCGUAGUGAAAAUUGUCAAAAAUCAUUUACCUACGUCCAUAACGAAGCACAACAACAACAUCGUGGUGCCGUUGAAAAGGAAUUUUGUUGGGAUUUGUCCUUUCCAAAUUGUACACCACGAAUACAUGCUGUGGUUUCACAUUGGCUCCUUCACGAGUUCCGAAAUCCCAACCGUCCGAAGUGUUUGAUCAUAAUCGGUCUGUCGGGGACAGGAAAGACCGCUUUUGCUCAAUCCUUACCAGGCCUAGCCUGUUAUUUUAAAGGUCGUUGGUGCUUGAACGUCUGGAAGGAAAACGCCCGGUAUUUGAUUUUCGACGACAUACCGUGGGAUGAUUUCAAGGACGAAAGCUAUCCCAAUAAAAAAAAUUUACUUUCGGCUAAUGGCGAAACAGGCGUUACCGAUAAGUAUAAGGGAUCGACGACGAUUAAUGUCACCAUGCCGUCGAUCGUCUUGUUAAAUCCUGGCGACACGGGUUCUUUGAUGAGAACACCAGUAACAGCCGAAGAAAAGGAUGAUGCAGAUUAUUGGAGUCGUCGAGCUGUCGUCUUGGUCAUGGGUCCCGAUGAAUGCUUUCAUCGACCCGAACCACCAUCAGCAUCGAACACAACGGGUUUUGCGUACAAUGGCCGUCCACUCUUGGGCCAUGAUAAUGAAUUCGAAGAUAAUCGCCGUGUGUUUCUGGCAGGACAGGAACGACGUCGAAGAGCAGCAGCUGCAGCAGCAGCAACAACAACAACAACAACAACAGCAGUAGUAGUAAAUGAGCCCGUUUUACAGUCAUCACCAACAGUAAUAAGCCAGGCUGAUUCCAAUCUAGCCAUUGAAGAUUAA
Molecule: messenger RNA, 1593 nt
Organism: Rotaria socialis
Lineage: Eukaryota; Metazoa; Rotifera; Eurotatoria; Philodinida; Philodinidae
Source: the annotation of a GenBank genome assembly